Cladophialophora carrionii CBS 160.54 is the source of this 633-nucleotide messenger RNA. RefSeq lists its product as uncharacterized. NCBI's taxonomy places the organism in Eukaryota, Fungi, Ascomycota, Eurotiomycetes, Chaetothyriales, Herpotrichiellaceae. The record is from RefSeq and is a predicted model, not a curated record. The transcript is spliced from 2 exons. Bases 1 to 633 code for a protein of 210 amino acids.
AUGGAGAUUAGCGCACAAAAGCCCGGAGCGCCCCUUUCCUAUCGUGUCUUGCAAAACCGUCUGCGACACCGUCUAUAUACCGCACAACCCCCCGUAAUUGUCUACGCUGCGAGACGAUUCCACCGCAAAGGCGAGCGCUUCAACAACCAAGAAGGAACCUGUCUCCCGGAUGCCGGACUGCCGGACCGGGAGGCCGAUGCCGUCAAUGCCGAGCUCGAGGCAGUGGCCGUGCCCGUGCCAAAGCUCGCGAUCAGACAGCUGCACGCACUGCUGACUCUCUUGGCAUCUGCAGAGCAACCGCCCAAGAGAAACAUCUUGGGUGUGGGCAGUGGCGACGGUGUCACAGGGUUGACCGCGUUUGUGCGAGAGCUAGAGGUCGCCGUGGGAGUAGUGGUAGUCAAUAUCGGUCCCGAGGCUGAAGUUGAUGUUGGUCCAGGUGAAGUUGGAGUUGGCGUGCUGGUGUUCGCUAAGCUAGUGGUGGUGCUGACAGUGGAGCUGGCAGUGCUCGAGCUAGUGUUGACCGUGCUGGAAACCGAAUCAGAAGGAAAUGUUGAGGUUAAGGCACUCAUGCUCGACGAUGAGCUAUCCAGGGAUGCCGAAGAAGUUGAUACGGUCGACGAAGAGGACGGCUGA